Molecule: messenger RNA, 711 nt
Organism: Cooperia oncophora
Lineage: Eukaryota; Metazoa; Nematoda; Chromadorea; Rhabditida; Trichostrongylidae
Source: the annotation of a GenBank genome assembly
AUGGUGCUACGGAAGGGCACUUCGAAUCUUGUACGAUUAAUCCGGGUAGACGACAAAACCGGUGAAGUGGUACGAUCAGAGUCCGGGCUCUGUGUGGCUUGCAAUCCAGGUGAGAGCGGAGCUAUGGUAUCUACAAUUACAAAGAACAACGCUUUGCUACAAUUUGAUGGUUAUCUGAAUAAAUCUGAGACGAAUAAGAAAAUCAUACGCUAUGUGCUUAGGAAAGGCGACAGUUGUUUUGUAUCAGGAGAUCUGUUCUACUGGGAUCGGCUGGGCUAUCUGCACUUCAAAGAUCGUACUGGCGAGAUUGUCAGCACUACUGAAGUCGAGGCUAUACUGCAUCCACAGAAAGGAGUGGCUGAUGCGACUGUCUAUGGAGUGACCGUACCUGGACGAGAAGGUCGGGCAGGAAUGGCAGCUCUGGUUCGAAAUCAUGAAGACAAUGCCACUGAUGAGGAGUUUAUUGAAAGAAUUGGCAGUCGAUUCAGAAAGUCUAGCCUCUUAUGCUCUAUCACCAGUUCAUUCGGAUUAUGUCCAGAUAUCGAAAAAACAGGUACCUUCAAACUGGUGAAGGUGAACCUCCAACGGCUUGGCUACAAAUUGAACUCGCCGAACAACAAGGUCUACAUCUACAAUGCCAAAUUACAAAGCUACGAACGUCUUCGCGAGCACGACAUCGAAGAACUCCAUCGUGGUACCUACCCGCUGUAA